Anarrhichthys ocellatus (wolf-eel) is the source of this 2675-nucleotide messenger RNA. Its product is annotated as cyclic nucleotide-gated channel cone photoreceptor subunit alpha-like. Gene Ontology annotation, cellular component: plasma membrane; intracellular cyclic nucleotide activated cation channel complex. NCBI's taxonomy places the organism in Eukaryota, Metazoa, Chordata, Actinopteri, Perciformes, Anarhichadidae. Bases 206 to 1993 code for a protein of 595 amino acids. Gene Ontology annotation, molecular function: intracellularly cAMP-activated cation channel activity; intracellularly cGMP-activated cation channel activity; protein-containing complex binding. Gene Ontology annotation, biological process: monoatomic cation transmembrane transport. The record is from RefSeq and is a predicted model, not a curated record. The transcript has 7 exons.
GUGGAUGAACCGAAGGAGCUGUGCUCCUGUGACCUGUGUUAGAAGACACAUAUUUAUGUAUCUGAGCCUCAGUCUCCGGUUGAUGUGAAGGAAGAACCAACCAGGAACAAUAUGGGAUUAAUUUAGAGCUCAACCUGACUUUUCUUCAUCAUCAUCAUCAUCAUCAUCAUCAUCAUCAUCAUCCCUCACAUUCAGGCUGUCCCACAUGAUGCACUUUGGGAGGACCAGUGUUGGUCCUGCAGAGUCCAGCCUCAGCAGCCAGCGGACAGAGGACACCGUGAGGACCAGCAGCAGUGGUCGGUGGGCCCUAGCUGCUGAAAACAUGAACAACUGCAACAACAAUGAUGGCAAAAAAGAUGGCAAGACAGAGGAACCUAAAAAGGACGACAAGAAAGACGACAAAAAAGAUGUUAAAAAAGAAGAACCAAAGGAGGUGUGGACCAUGGACCCCGCCACAGAUAUGUACUACUACUGGCUGUGCAUAAUAUCCAUCCCAGUGUUCUACAACCUGAUCUUCCUGGUGGCCAGGUCUUGUUUUAAUGAGCUGCAGUAUGGAAAUAUAAUGCUGAUGAUGGUUUUGGACUACACCUCAGAUGCCCUCUACUGCAUUGACACCUUUGUGAGAGCCAGGACAGGUUUUCUGGAGCAAGGUCUUCUUGUUAGGGAUGAAAAAAUCCUGAAAGAAAAGUACAUGAAGACACGGCAGUUCAGAUUCGACAUCAUAUCAUUGAUUCCCACAGAUAUUGUAUUCCUCAAAAUUGGAAUCAACAACCCAGAGUGGAGGUUCAACCGUCUCUUUAGGUUAGCCCGACUCUUUGAGUUCUUUGACCGGACGGAAACUCGAACUAAUUUCCCCAACAUCUUCCGAAUUGCUAAUCUUGUCCUUUACAUCAUCAUCAUUAUCCACUGGAAUGGUUGCCUCUACUUUGCCAUCUCCAAGGUGCUGGGCUUUGGCUCAGACACCUGGGUAUAUCCCAGUGGAAAGAAUCCAGAGUUUGCUCGCCUGGCCAGGCAGUACAUCUACUGUUUUUACUGGUCCACUCUCACCCUGACCACUAUUGGUGAGACACCACCCCCAGUCCGAGACAUUGAAUACUUCUUUGUGGUAGCUGACUUCCUCACUGGGGUUCUAAUCUUUGCUACAAUUGUAGGCAAUGUUGGCGCCAUGAUUUCCAACAUGAAUGCUGCGCGAGUAGAGUUCCAGGCUAAGAUUGACUCUAUAAAGCAAUACAUGGAAUUUCGGAAGGUCACAAAAGAUCUGGAGGUAAGAGUGGUGAAGUGGUUUGACUAUCUGUGGACAGAAGAGAAAACCUGUGAUGAGAAGCUGGUGCUGAAGAACCUGCCAGACAAGCUCAAGGCUGAGAUAGCCAUCAACGUACAUCUGGAAACACUAAGAAAAGUACGCAUCUUUCAAGACUGUGAAGCAGGUUUGCUUGUUGAGUUGGUCCUCAAACUUCAGCCUCAAGUGUUCAGUCCUGGCGACUACAUCUGUAAGAAGGGGGACAUUGGCAGGGAGAUGUAUAUCAUCAAAGGAGGAAAGCUGGCUGUAGUAGCAGAUGAUGGGGUUACCCAGUUUGUGGUCCUCAGUGAUGGGGCAUACUUCGGAGAAAUCAGCAUCCUCGGUAUCAAGGGCAGUAAGGCAGGAAACCGAAGGACAGCCAACAUCCGAAGUGUGGGCUACUCUGAUCUGUUUGCCUUGUCCAAAGACGACCUGAUGGAGGCUCUCAUUGAGUACCCGGAUGCUAAGGAUAUACUGGAGGAAAAGGGAAAGGCCAUCCUGAUGAAAGAUAAUCUCAUAGAUGAAUCGCUGGUCGCUGCUAUCGAUGCCAAAGACUUGGAGAAUAAAGUCAAUCAGGUCGAAACCAGUUUGGACGUCAUGACGGUCAAAUUUCGAAAGUUGACAGCCCAGUAUGAAUCUUCUCAGCGUAAACUCAAACAACGGCUCAGUAACAUGUCAAACCAGGUCCAAACCCUCAGAGUAAACAAUGAGUAGAACUUGGCUUGGUCUACUGUCGGACUCUUUGUUCACACCAAAUGGACAGUGGCUGGCUUCUAUACAGUAUAUGAGCAAAUAGAAAGUUGACCUUUCUCAUUAACACAGAGAUAUUCAGAUGGCUGGUAACUCAAUACUUUAGAAGUAACAACAGAAUUCUGUUCCUACUGAAUAUCCAAAAACUGUCUGGUACCACAAUAGGGUAUAGAAUACUUGGUCAGAUUCUCUUAGUCUUGUUUAUGUCCUUUAAACAGGUGUUCUCUGAUCGUGUACUUUAUUUUGGACUUAUAUAUUCAGCAAAGUCCCAUAACAGCUGUUUGUGUAAUGUUUGGCCCUUUUCUAUGAAACAAAAAGAGUUUGUACUGAGUAACAAAAGGUAACAAAAAGCAAGGUACCAUUCUGGUCUCAGAACUAUUUUUUUGUCAUAUUUACACCUGUCAUGAAGUAACUGAACGAUGCCCAGCACUAGCAAUGCAUUUGUGUGAGCAAUUAAUCAAUGCUACAUGUGUAUUUAAAGCAAUCCGCAACAUUACUGUCACUUUGCUUAGAUCUUCAGUAAAAUGCAUUUUCUCCAGCAUGGUUAAAGAAUAUCCUUUUUCAAUUUCCUUUCUGAUAUUUGUAGCAUGAUUUUCAAAGCAACACUGUCACCAGAAGUACUGUUUCCUGGGUCUGUUUUUCAAGA